UCAACCGGAAGUAAACAAACAGCGCUAGCAGCGUUAGCUCUGGCCCCCGUAUGUGGACACACGGCUGUUCAUUGUGUCGUAGGUGUAUAUAAUAUUCCAACGAAGCAGCGAUGUCUUCGCUUCAGUAUUUGAGAGGUUUAAUCAGCGAGCGACUAACUGCAGCCGCGGAGGAAAUUUUCCGAGCCUUUGAGCAAACAAUCGGCGAGUACGAGGAAGAGGUGGAUCGUCAGCGCAGACUGUUGCAGAGCGUUGGGAAACGUCGGCGAAAGUUACAGCGGACAGAGCUUCCACGGAAAUAUGUUUUUCAGGAGGAGGAGGUUCUCACUGAGCUGCAGCUCUGUCACCAGGAGAGGAACUCCAGUCUGGACCAGGAAGAAUCAGAGUUUCUACAGAUUAAAGAGGAAGAGGAGGAAAUCUGCACCAGUCCAGAGGGAGAAAAAAACAUGUAUGAGUACGAGGUAGAGGUGGAUCAUCAGGGCGGACUGGACAAAGUGGAGAUCCUUUGGAAACCCGAAGAAAAGUUACAGCAGAGAGAGUUUCCACAGCAGAAUGUCUAUAAUGAAGAGGAGGUUCUCACUGAGCAGCAGCUCUGUAACCAGAAGAGGAACCCCAGUCUGGACCAAGAGGAAUCAGAGUCUCUACAGAUUAAAGAGGAAGAGGAGGAAAUCUGUAUCAGUCAGGAGCAGCUUGAACUGAAGCCAGAGGCUGAUACCUUUAUGUUGACUUCCGAUAAUGAAGAAAGUGAUUACAUGGAACCAGACAGUGAUCAUCAGCUCCUCUCUCCGGUAUCUGAAAGUUCAGAUCAGACAGGAAGCAAACACAUGGACUCUGUAUUGUCUAGAAAUGCAGAGUCAAAGCCACAUAAGAAACUUUACAAAAAGAGAAGUUACAGCUCUCACACAUCAAAGUACAAGUCUAAAACCCAAACAUAUAAAAAGCCUUUUAAAUGUGUCACGUGUGGAAAGAAAUUUGCAUCUAAUUAUCAGUUGAAUUUACAUCUGAGAGUCCACACAGGAGAGAAACCGUUCCCUUGCAAUACAUGUGCCAAGUGUUUUAGAACCAAACCUGAAAUGUUGAGUCACAUGAGAACUCACACGGGCGAGAAGCCGUACUCGUGCGAAACAUGCGGAAUGCGUUUCCGACACCUAAAGACUUUCAAUAGCCACAAAAGAACUCACACGGGUGAGAAGCCCUACAUUUGCAGCGUAUGCAAGAGUUGCUUUGCACGUAAAGAUUAUUUGAUGAAGCACAUGGGGAUUCACACGGGCGAAAAGCCCCAUAUUUGCAACGUCUGUGAGAAAUGCUAUCGGCAAAAAUCGGACUUGACGGUCCACAUGAGAACUCACACGGGCGAGAAGCCGUACCACUGCAGCACCUGUGGAAACUCUUUUCGGGACGGGUCGUAUUUUAAAAAGCAUUUGCAGAAGCAUUUUACAAUUCCAGAAAAGUUUGUUAACGGAGCAGCGAUGUCGUCGAUCGGGUAUUUGAGGGAUUUAAUCAGCGAGCGACUAACUGCUGCUGCCGAAGAAAUAUUCCGAGCCUUUGAAAAAACCGUGGUGGAGUACGAGGAGGAGGUGGAUCGUCAGCGCAAACUGUUGGAGAUCGCAUGGAAACCUGAAGUAAAGUUAGAGCGGAUAGAACUUCCACGGCGUGAUGUUCUUACUGAAAAGGAGAUUCUUAUGGAAAAGUAUGUUCUCACUGAGCAGCAGCUCUGUAACCAGGAGAUGAACUCCCGUCUGGACCAAGAGAAACCAGAGUCUCUACAGUUUAAAGAGGAGCAGAGGGAAAUGUGCAUCAGUCUGGAGGGAGAACUGCUUGAACUCAAGCAGGAGGCUGAUGCCUUUAUAUUGACUCCUGAUGCUGACCACCAGCUCCUCUCUCCUGUGGCUGACAGUCAAGAUCAGACUGGAAGCAAAAAUGUGGACUCUGUGUUGACAAGAAAUGCAGAGUCGGAGGCACAUGAGAGACGUCAUAAAAGGAGACGCCACAGGAAAAAAGUAGACAACUCUCACACACGUGAGAAGCUUUUUAAAUGUGACACUUGUGGGAAGAAAUACGAGUUCAAGUAUCAAUUAAAUUCACACAUACGACUCCACACGGGAGAGAAACCAUACUCUUGCAACACGUGUGGCAAAUGUUUCAGGGUGAAACCUGAAAUGAUGGAACACGUCAGAAUUCACACGGGAGAGAAGCCGUUCCACUGCGACAUAUGUGGACAGUGUUUCCGAAAGAGGCUGACUCUGAAAGUACACAAAAGACUUCACACGGGCGAGAAGCCCUAUUCCUGUGAGACGUGCGAGAAGUGUUUCCGACAUAGACAUAGCUGGAUAAACCACAAAAGAACUCACACGGGCGAGAAGCCCCACGUUUGUGACGUUUGUCAGAAGUGCUUCAGUCGGGAGGAUAAUUUGAUGACACACAAACGCAUACACACGGGCGAAAAGCCCUAUAUUUGCAACAUUUGCAACAAGCCUUUCAUGCGUAAAGAGGGCCUGACGAGCCACAUGAUUAUCCACACGGGUGAAAAGCCAUUUACAUGUGAAACAUGUGGAAAGUGUUAUCGACAUCAGUCGACUUUGAGAGCACACAAAAGAACUCACACCGGUGAAAGGCCUUUGUAAUUUUUGUACGCAGAGGUAACUUUAGCACCUGUCAAUUUUAAAAAGCAUUUACAUAUCCAUUUCAAACUUUAUGAAAAGGUUUUACACCUCAUGUCACCUUUGUUGGAAAAGGUUGCUUUGAGAAUCAUUUAAACACAUAAGAAACCAUUGAGGCAAAAACUUCAGUGUUUGUGUUUAUUGAUCAUCAGCAGUGUCUUAUUUUCAUCAUUGACAUUAUUUACAGUAUUUCUUUUAAACAUUUAUCAUAGUCUGUUUUUUUUACACCAACUGUGUAACUAUUAUUGUCGUCCUGUCAAUUAAAGUCUCACUUCUCA
This is a messenger RNA of Solea senegalensis (Senegalese sole), 2935 nucleotides long. RefSeq names its product zinc finger protein 37-like. The record is from RefSeq and is a predicted model, not a curated record. The coding region runs from base 111 to 2621 and encodes 836 amino acids. Lineage: Eukaryota; Metazoa; Chordata; Actinopteri; Pleuronectiformes; Soleidae. The transcript has 5 exons.